AGUAGAGAACCACCUCACAUACAACGCAACAGUCCAACAUAAAGAGAGCUCUCUUCGGCUCCAGUUGAUCACCACUAUCAGUCCCUGUGUUGUUUCGCUUCGGCCACAACCAUGCGCGCAACUUCACGGGUACUCGCGGCCGUGCGAUCAGCGAGCAAAUAUCUCGAACCGAACAUCCCAACAGGGUUGACAGGGCUAUCAACGCACCCCAACCCACGACCUGCACUCAUUUACACAUACAAGCAAACACUAUCGAAACUAGCCCAGAUACCUGCAUCAUCGGUUUACCGUCAGUCGGCCGAAGCCUUGACAAAGCAGCGACUGGAGAUUGUCGAGUCGACCAAACCCGAGGGAUACGAGGCAUGGCUGGAGCGGGUGCGUCAACAGAUUGAAGCCAACCCGGCGGCCUACGCCAAAUUUGUCGAUGGCGAAGGAAAUCUUAGCAGUGAAAAAUUACACAUCGAGCAAUUGGAGCCAUGGGAUGGCGAGGUGACCAGGAACGACGCUUUCUCAGAAGGAACCAAUACUCAGGCAGAAGCUGAGGCCAAGGCCAAAGCCGUGGAUGAGGAGCUCCAAGAAGCCCGCAAGGUAGCGCAAGAAGGACAUCUGCCUACUGUCGAGGAUCUCGAGGUGGAGCCGCAACUUACAAGAGCUCAGAUCGACGAGAUUGAGCAAAAGAUCGGCGCAGGCUUGAUUGAAGAAGUGGUACAGGUUGCAGAAGGCGAAUUACAGCUGGUGGAUGAGAUGGUGCAGUAUCGGGUAUGGGAGGAUCUCGCGGAACAAAGCCCUCCAGGCCAAUGGGCGUACUUUGAACGUGGGGAUAGAGUGUAGUUGUUGCUCUAUUGUUUGAAAGCCCCCAACUGGAACGCGAGGCUGUCCAACUUGUACAUAGAAUGCUCAAUCGAAAGGGUUUGCUGCCUUUGAGAAUGGCAGCAUCACAUAUGAUCGGGGCUGGAACCAAAAGUCUUCUAGAUGCAGCAGUGGGGGGAAAGGAUAUAUCGUCCGCCAUGGCUUCGUUAAUGACUUGGGCAUGUUGUAUUGAUUUUCAAAUCCUGUCACUCAGGACGAGCACCAUCUUUCCACGUCUUUCUUCUAUCUCCUUGCCACAUGUGCAGAUCAAUCCACAGCACCAUCAUAGUAUGUACAGAGCUCCCCAACCCCACAUGCGCAGGCUUUCAGAACCAAUGUCUUCCGAUUUGAC
This is a messenger RNA of Exophiala mesophila, 1201 nucleotides long. RefSeq lists its product as uncharacterized. NCBI's taxonomy places the organism in Eukaryota, Fungi, Ascomycota, Eurotiomycetes, Chaetothyriales, Herpotrichiellaceae. The record is from RefSeq and is a predicted model, not a curated record. Gene Ontology annotation, biological process: respiratory electron transport chain. The transcript is spliced from 3 exons. Bases 112 to 831 code for a protein of 239 amino acids.